AUGCUAACCUUCAAUAAUCAUGUUGCCUACAGCCCUAUGCCACUGCCGGACUCGAUUGGGGUCACGAUUGGGGGAUUAUCUCCACCGGGCACCGUAUCUUCGUUCCUUGUCGUUCCGCAACAUCUCCAUAUCCCUAAUGUCGCCAUCGCCGUCUCUGGCGGUGGUUGCCGUGCCAUGACCAGCGGCGCCGGUGCCCUCAAAGGCCUUCGACAGUCGCACCGACAAUUCCCACCGCCAAAGGGCCAGCUGGGCGGCCUGCAGUCGGCUACCUACGUCUCCGGCCUCAGCGGUGGCAGUUGGCUACUGGGUUCCAUCGUGGUUAACAACUUCACCACCGUCGGCGCCCUGCAGGCGGACGAGAAAGCUACUGGAAACAUCUCAUCAAAGCGGUGGACGCUAAGGAAGAAGCCGGCUACAACACCUCCAUCACUGACUACUGGGGUCGUGCCUCCCACCAGUUCAUCAACUCCACCACCGACGACGGUGGCAUCGACCACCUGGUCCUCCAUCGCCCUGACCGACACCUUCAAGCGCGGACAGAUGCCCCUGCCAUUGGUCGUUGCCGACGGACGUAACCUGGCGAAAGGUCAUCGGCACCAACUCCACCGUCUACGAGUUCAACCCCUGGGAAUUCGGCACCUGGGAUCCCUCCGUCUACGGCUUUUGCGCCACUGGAAUUCCUCGGCUCUCGAUUCGAGGGGCAGCAAGUUAGCUGACGACGAGAAGUGCGUGCGAGGCUUCGACAACGCCGGCUUCGUCAUGGGCACCUCCUCGUCACUGUUCAACCAGGGUCUCCUGCGUCUCAACAAGACCGAUGCCCCGACUUCGUCAAAGGACACCAUGUACAAACUACUCAAACAUGGACCAAAACGACGAGGAUAUCGCCGUCUACUCCCCAACCCGUUCUACCGCUACCGCAACGCCACCCAUCUACGCCCAGCAGCGCGAUCUCGAUGUUGUCGACGGCGGCGAAGACGGUCAGAACAUCCCUCUCUGCAUCCAGUGAUCCGGCCCAGUCGCCAUGUCGACGUCGUUUUCGCUGUCGAUUCCUCCGCAGACACCAACAGCUGGCCCAACGGUUGCCUCACUCGUCCACACCUACGAACGUAG
Messenger RNA from Aspergillus tanneri, 1110 nucleotides. RefSeq names its product Lysophospholipase 1. Bases 1 to 1110 code for a protein of 369 amino acids. Gene Ontology annotation, biological process: glycerophospholipid catabolic process. Gene Ontology annotation, cellular component: intracellular membrane-bounded organelle; cytosol. The transcript is spliced from 3 exons. The record is from RefSeq and is a predicted model, not a curated record. Lineage: Eukaryota; Fungi; Ascomycota; Eurotiomycetes; Eurotiales; Aspergillaceae. Gene Ontology annotation, molecular function: A2-type glycerophospholipase activity.